Macrosteles quadrilineatus (aster leafhopper) is the source of this 923-nucleotide messenger RNA. Its product is annotated as peptidoglycan-recognition protein 1-like. The transcript is spliced from 4 exons. Gene Ontology annotation, biological process: peptidoglycan catabolic process. The record is from RefSeq and is a predicted model, not a curated record. Lineage: Eukaryota; Metazoa; Arthropoda; Insecta; Hemiptera; Cicadellidae. Gene Ontology annotation, molecular function: N-acetylmuramoyl-L-alanine amidase activity; zinc ion binding. Bases 118 to 777 code for a protein of 219 amino acids.
AAUCUCUAACCACGAGAAUGCGUAUUUUUAGUCAUCAUGUAACCAUGUAACUUGGUGGGAAUUUGUGUAAAUUGAGAAUUGUGUUCAUAAACUAUUAUUUGAUUAUUCAUAUUCAAUAUGACCUAUAAACCUGCAUACCCACAUGAUGAAAUUGAGUUUGAUCCAUCAUUGGACUUAAAGCCUUUUGAACAAGAGGUCGUCAAAAGAACAAAGCCUGUGAUAGUUCCACGCUCUCAAUGGGGAGCACUCCCAGCCAAGCAGACGGUCCCGACCAAGCUACCCCUUCGUAGGGUGUUCCUGACACUCUGGACGGACACUCCACCCUGUACCUCACCUGAGGAGUGCGAGAGAACCAUGAGGGAGCUACAGCGGCGUCACAUGGAUGAGUUUGGGCUGUCGGAUAUCAAAUGGAAUUUUCUCAUCGGAGGCGACAAGGAGGCCACGAUAUAUGAGGGGAGAGGAUGGUACAACAAGUCUUCUAAAGUCCUGGAGAUGAACCCUCACCACUACCUCGAGAGACUGGACAUAGCUUUCAUUGGAGACUACAGAAAUGUUCCUCACCCCCCGUGGAGAUACGUGGAGCAGGCGGUAGACCUAGUAUCCUACGGUGAGUUCUUGAAGACCGUCCGGAUAGACAGAGACCUCUUGGUGCUAAAAGGAGAAGGGAAGGCGGACUGGGACACUUGGAAAGGAGAUUGGGACGCUUGGCUGACGGAGAAAAUACCUGAUUGGGCGAACCAAGACAACCCACCCUGUCCGGCGGACAAAUUUGACUGAUUGCACUUGUUUCAGAUGCAUACCCUCCACCCCUCAUGGUAUAUAAUAUGGACGCUUUGUUGGCGGAGGGUGAAAGAACGUACUUACUGCACGAGCUGUUUGAAGAUUACACCUGGCUUAACGGCGAUGGAACGUAACUGGGGCCU